Coccinella septempunctata (seven-spotted ladybird) is the source of this 1414-nucleotide messenger RNA. RefSeq lists its product as uncharacterized. Bases 200 to 1414 code for a protein of 404 amino acids. The transcript has 7 exons. The record is from RefSeq and is a predicted model, not a curated record. NCBI's taxonomy places the organism in Eukaryota, Metazoa, Arthropoda, Insecta, Coleoptera, Coccinellidae.
UUUCUUUAGUUUUAUUUAUCAAACUUAUCCAUGACACACUCCGUAAGUAUCGGAUAUAUGUAAAGUGAAAAUUUUUAGCUUGAUGGUAAUUUUUUUCUUAAAAUAAACUUAACAUAGUAUUGUGAAAUAUUUGAGGUGGAAUCUAUCUUCAUGUAAUUUUUUUAAUAAUGAUUAUGUUUUUUUAUAGUUACUGAUAACAAUGAAGAAAUACGCAAUCAUUGUAGACGAGAAUAAUGAAAAAAGAGUGGUUCCAAGUAAAUGGAUGAUGAAUAAUAAUUCAACUCUAUUGUGGCCACCUUACAAAAAUACGGAGAAAAUUCGAAGAGCUAUUUUACAACUGGAAGAUCCCUCAGAGGAUUGGGAAGACUAUCAAGUUGAUUUUAUAAAAAGCAAAGAUGAUUAUGUUGAAGCUGUGGCUGAAAUCAAAGCUAAUUUAGAUGAACUAAGUGGAGGUAGCGAUGCUGAAAAAAUGAAAAAAUCCAGGGCAAGAAGAAAGAAAAUUUCUUAUCAAGGUCUUGGAGAUUACAGUGGAGCUGUUGCAGACGCUGAAAUGAAGGCUGAUUCAGAUGUACCAAGUAGUGAGAGUGAUGUUGAGAGAAUCAAAAUUCCCAAGUCAAGGGGAAAAACAAGUUUUUUCGAGAACAGAAAUAAAAGUAUUUCGAUAGAUUCAAGAGACAGUGAAACUGAUGAACACGAUGAAACAUUAAAAAAUACAGAUGAAAACACCUCUAAAUCAUUGCCUUCAUCUCUUUCAUUGUGUAUGUCACCUCAAGUUCAAAAUGGGCCCACAGUUGCAGAUACUCAGAUAGAUGAGCAACUAAAUUCAGAAAGGGAUAUACUCUUCUCCAUGCAUGGUAUGUUGAAAAAAAUAAUGACCAGUAUUCAUGCAUUGAGCAUGAAGCAGGACAGACUAGAAGGAAGACUGAGGCAGUUAGAAAGUCGCGGCCUCAUAAAUAAUACAGUAGCUAGUGUUACUUCAAGUUUUAUGGUGAACGACGCUAUAGUCAAACGUUUUCCGAUAGAUUCUAAAGAAAAAUUGGAAAUAAUGGAAAACGAUUUGAAAAAACGGAAUAUUUUCAAUGAUGUGGUUCAUUUCAUGAAAAGCAAGGGCGGAAGCAGUGCACAUGACUUAAUUUAUAAUAUAUUAGGAUCUGUGGUGACAAAUGAUCUUGCAUCCCAUUACAGCUUUUACGGGCAGAAGAAAAAAGGCAAAUUUCAAGAAUUGCUUUUAUGCUCCUGUAUUUUCUUUGCCGUAAGAACAGUUAAUGACAAGAUCACAGAUGCAGAAAUCAUUACCAGCAUUCGUAUGUGGUUGGACAACUCAAAAACGAGGGCUGAAAGAAAUAAGAAGAAUGCCAGUAGUGGUCGACGGGUAUUCUCCCUGGUCAUGCCGGAAGAUAUACAGGAAGAUUGA